CAAUGUUGUCAGUGUUUGUUUUAUGUGUGACUCCUCCCACCAGAGGAUGGCUGUGGGGUUUUCCUUUUCUUUCUUAGGAGGUGGACACCUGGGCGUGCCUGCUGAGUAGUUGGGUGGAGUCUCUUGCUGUCCUGGGAUUGGAUAAUUGGUUGAUCACCUCCAGUAUUUAACCACCAGAUGACAGCCACCUGCUGUCACUCACAUUGCUCACUGCUGAAGCAACUAAAUGGCUGCUUAGCACUUUAAAAGGUGGGUUUACUCCUCAACAGCUUCACCAUGAAGUUUUACUUCUGUCGAGCUCAUCAUCGGGUAUCCAGCAACCUGACAGUCUACCUGAAGAACCUGACGGCUGCUGACUUCCUGCUCUGCCUCAGCCUGCCCAUCCGCAUCACCAACUACGCCAGCAGCUCCACCACCAUCCACCAACUCCACUGCAGCAUUGGAAUCCCUGUGCUAUACUUUAACAUGUACGCCAGCAUCCUGUUCAUGGGGUACAUUGCUGCUAACAGGUAUCUGAAGAUCAUCCAUCCAUCAGGAACUCACAUGUUGCAGACAGUACGAGCUGCAAAAAUCCUCUCCGGGAUCACCUGGGCUUGUCUCCUGGCCCCAACAAUCAGCUUCAUCACCACAUUUUUCAUCACCCAAAAACCUCAGAUCUCUGACCUCAGACACUGUGACUCCGUCUUCAGUGCAUCUGCCAGCCUGCUCGGAAAGGGCAUCCACACCUGUUUGGGGAUCAUCUUCCUGGUGGUCCUAAUAUCCCUGGUCUUCUUUACAACAUGAUCGUGUUGGGCGAUCGUGGCUCAAGAG
Messenger RNA from Oreochromis aureus, 810 nucleotides. RefSeq names its product P2Y purinoceptor 14-like. NCBI's taxonomy places the organism in Eukaryota, Metazoa, Chordata, Actinopteri, Cichliformes, Cichlidae. The transcript is spliced from 3 exons. Bases 277 to 783 code for a protein of 168 amino acids. Gene Ontology annotation, cellular component: membrane. The record is from RefSeq and is a predicted model, not a curated record. Gene Ontology annotation, biological process: G protein-coupled receptor signaling pathway. Gene Ontology annotation, molecular function: G protein-coupled purinergic nucleotide receptor activity.